Molecule: messenger RNA, 5286 nt
Organism: Mercurialis annua (annual mercury)
Lineage: Eukaryota; Viridiplantae; Streptophyta; Magnoliopsida; Malpighiales; Euphorbiaceae
Exons: 3
Coding region: 1-5286 (1761 amino acids)
Molecular function (GO): RNA-DNA hybrid ribonuclease activity; nucleic acid binding
Source: RefSeq, a predicted model, not a curated record
AUGGCUUACAUUAGUCAUGCAACUAUGUUUGCUUCAGUAUCUAAGAAACCGUGUAUUCAAACAAUAUUAAAGGAAACCUCUAUUGCUACAGAAAAACCAUCGUUUGCUGAAAUUAUUACUGGAAAGACAGAAUCCCUAAUCCCUUCAGCUAUUCCUGAAAACAAAGGAGGUUUUAUUGCUAUCAAGGUAAAUCAGGAGAGGUAUGAAAAGAGGAUAAAGGAAUGCGAAUUUGCUCUGAUUGGCAGAAUCAUCCUAAAUAAAGGAGACACGCCAUGGAAAGUUACAGAAUUGAAGAAAAAACUUAAUGAUAUAUGGAGAUUAAACAAUACAUGGAGACUUAUUUCUAUUGGGAAAGGGUUUUAUUACAUAAUUCUUUCAUCAAUGGAUGAUAAAACUAAAGUUUGGGGAAUGGGUUCCAUCAAUAUUAAGCCGGGUAUUAUUAGGCUUCAGCCAUGGAUUCCGGAUUUUAAUCCUACAGAUCAAAAGUCUACUAAUGCACAGGUGUGGGUUAGAUUUUAUAGGCUCCCAUGGGACUAUUGGGAUGUUCAGACUCUAGCAGACACGGCAAGGGGAAUUGGCAUACCUCUUAGGAUAGAUGCAGCUACGGCAAAUGGAGAGUUGGGUCACUUUGCUCGCGUUUUAAUUGAUGUUGACCUUGCCUCUGAAUUACUGAACCAGUUGCUAAUUGAAAGAGUUGGCAAGAGUUUUUUCAUUGACGUGAUUUAUGAGCAUUUGCCAAAUUUCUGCCACUCAUGCAAAAGUAUUGGGCAUUUACCUUCUCAAUGUCGUUCCAGGAGAAGUUUUGUUCAAGAAGAAUUGAAGAAAACAGAAGAAGUGAAAAGGAAUAAAAAUUCAGAGUUGAAAAAACAAUGGGUUCCAAAAUCGGCGGCAAUGGAAGCCUCUGAUGAUGUUCAACCUGAUACGGAGAAGCUAGCAGACAUAAUUCCUGUGGUUAUUACUCAUGACGAUGUUAUUCAUGAAGAGGUUUUAAAAGGUAAUACAGAAAUUGUUGUUUUUGAGCAGGAUCAGAAUAAUAUUUCUACAGAGCCCCCUUCAAUCCACAUUGAAAUGCCCCUAGCCUUUAAGCUCCCUUCGAUGUCUCAUCCAGAAUAUUUUCCAGACCAAAGAUCCUUGAAUCAAGAAAUUGACAUCCCUAUAUUAAGCAUUACACGUCAAUCCUGGGCUGAUAUUGCCGAAAAAGAAGAUUCAAACUUACCUACAUCGAGUGAAGUAUGGACAACAGUGACUAAAAAGAAAAGGAAUAAUAAGAAAAAGGUUGAUGCAGAUUCUAUGCAGACUGCUCUAAACCCAAAUACUAGAGUCUUGGUGGCUGUCAACUCUAAAGAAUUGCCAUCUCUUUGGGUCCUUUCUAAUUCCUCUUUGUUAUUAUCUAAUUAUGUGGAUAUUGGUAUACAACAUGUCUCUUUUGACAUAUAUGUGAAUAACUCCUGUCACCGCAUUUCUUGUGUUUAUGGUAGUACUUGUUACCGUAGAAGAUUGGAUCUUUGGUCGUCUCUUUCAUCAUCUCGUAAUAGUUAUUCUGGAAGCUGGGUUAUCAUUGGAGACUUUAAUGCCGUGAGAAAUCCUUCUGAAAAAACUGGUCGUCCCCCUUUAGAAAGAUCUAUGGCUGACUUUCGGGACUUUAUUGACAAUUUUGACCUUGCUAAUGUUUCACUUCAGGGUGCUUUGUAUACUUGGAGCAAUGGUCGUAUUGGCUCUAAUCGGGUGGAGUGUCUCCUCGACCGUGCUUUAAUUUCGAAAGAGUUUGCUGAUCAUUGGCACUUUAUUUCUUCUUCUGCGCUUCCCCGUCAUCAUUCGGAUCAUAAUCCGAUAAUUUUUCGUGCUUCAAUUUCUCUUGGUCGCAUCUCCAGAUUUCAAUUUCAAUCUAUGUGGAUAGCUCAUCCAGACUUUAUGGAUUUCAUCCGUUGCAACUGGUCUGAUCAUAGUGUUCUUGGUCCAUUUCAAUCCUUUUUGGCUAAGCUUAAAGUCUUGAGAUUUAAACUUCGUCAUUGGAACAAUUCGAGUUUUGGGAGGCUAAAUAGUAACAUUAAAGAAGCAGAGAACCGUCUUUCAGCUGUACAAACCUCUAUAUCAUCUCUUGGCCUGACUGAAGCAUUACAUAAGCAAGAGUUAGAUGCUCAUGUUGCUCUUGACUUGGUGUUGAAGCAGCAAGAAAUUUAUUUCAAAGAGAAAAGUAGAGUUAAAUGGUUAAAGGAGGGAGAUCGAAAUUCUGAAUUUUUUCACCGCUCCUGCAAUUUUCGUAAAGCUAAAAUGGGUAUUCAUUCUAUGCUUAUUGACGGUGUUCUUUCGGAUAAUAUGGAGCACAUCAGUAAUCACAUUACUUCAUAUUAUGCAAACCUGUUUUCAGCAACUAGAGGCAGACCAAGUGAUUUACAAAUUGUCAAAAAUAUUAUCCCUCAUUUAGUGACUGAUGAGGAUAAUGAUGGGCUGACUAGAUGUCCUUCGAAUGAUGAAAUUCGGGCAACAGUUUUUGAUAUGGAUGGUUCAAGUGCUCCGGGUCCGGAUGGUUUUUCAGGUGCUUUCUACAAAUAUUGUUGGAAUAUUAUUGGUCUAGAUUUAUGCAGGUUGGUUUGUCAUUUUUUUCAAUUUGGCAAACUUACAACAGGUCUUUGUUCAAGUCUUAUGGUUCUUAUUCCGAAGUUUAAAGGGGCUGUUUCCAUUGAUCAAUUUCGACCAAUUGUGUUGAGCAACUUCUGUUUCAAAGUGAUCACUAAAAUUUUGGCGGAUCGUCUUGCAUCUAUAGCUGAAAAGAUCAUCUCAAAACAUCAAUUUGGUUUUAUUAAAAAUCGAUCUAUUUCUCAUUGUAUAGCUACAGCUUCGGAGGGCGUAAAUGUAUUAAACAAGAGAUGCUUUGGAGGUAAUAUGGCACUACAAAUCGAUAUUAAGAAAGCGUUUGAUACAAUGGAGUGGAGUUUUAUUUUGGAAGUUUUGGAUGCUUUUGGCUUCAGCCUGCAGUUCAGGGAUUGGGUUCUUGAAAUCUUCUCUUCUGCAAGGCUUUCUGUCAUUCUAGAUGGCUCAACAGCUGCUUAUUUUUCUUGUUCUCGUGGAGUGCGGCAAGGGGAUCCCCUUUCUCCGCUUUUAUUUUGUUUAGCUGAGGAUUUUUUAUCAAGGUUAAUCACUUCGUAUGUCCAAGCUGGAAAAUUACAGCAGAUGAACUACUCCAAAGGUUCUCUCUUUGCCUCUCAUCUUUUUUAUGCUGAUGAUAUGUUAGUUUUUUGCAAGGCUUCGCUUAGAAAUGUUAAAGCCCUGAAAUCAAUAUUUAAUGUUUAUGGUAAGGCUUCGGGUCAAUGUGUGAGUUGGGAGAAGUCUUUCGCUUAUUAUGGUUGCUCGAUUUCUGAGACGAGAGUGAACUCUCUCUGUCUAGAAUUGAAUAUUAAAAGAGGCAGUCUUCCUUUUAAUUAUCUAGGGGUUCCCUUAUUUGCUGGUGCUCCCCGGAAAAUUUAUUUACAAAGCAUAGCGGAUAAAGUUACUAACAAGUUUGCAGGAUGGAAAGGUAGUGCUCUUUCGAUGGCAGGAAGAGUAACUCUUGUUAAUUCAGUAAUCUUGAGUUCUCUUCUUCACUCUUUCUCUAUUUAUAAAUGGCCCACGAGUCUCAUAGAGCACUUGGAGAAAUGCAUUCGUAACUUUAUUUGGACAGGUUCUAUUGAGAAGACCAAAUUGGUUACGGUUCCUUGGAGGAUUUGCUGUCGUGCUGUUAAAGAUGGGGGCCUUGGCAUGAAAAAUCUUAAGGCUAUGAACAAAGCAAUGCUAUCCAAAAUUGCUUGGGAUAUGAUUAGUUCUGAUACUUUUCCUCUUAACAUUCUUAAAUCUCGUUUUCUCACAGUUUCGGGGGUUCCAAAAAAACUUCCAAUUGGUUCUUCUUUUUGGAGUUCAAUAAGGGAAGUUUAUGCUUCGGAUAAGGUAGCUUGUAGAUGGAUAAUCGGUGAAAAUUCAAGGCUCAAUUUUUGGACUGAUGAGUGGAUUGUUCCAACAGUUGCGGAGAGAAUGAAUUUGUCCUAUUCAGUUAAGUCUAAGAAAACUGAUUUAGUUACAGACUUUUUUAUUAAUGAAAGUUGGAUUUUGCCGAGCUAUAUUAGUUCAGAUAUUGGAAAUGCAAUCAGAUCUAUUUCCCCUUGUCGAGACACCUCAGAUACUUGCUUAUGGGAGCACUCUUUGGAUGGUAAGUUCAAAGUUAGCCUAGCUUAUAUUCUUACUCUUGGAGUCACGGAACAGGUGCCUUGGUCAAAAUUCCUAUGGAAAGAAAUUCUUCCACCUUCGCGCUCUAUGAUUUGUUGGAGAGCUUUUCUUGGGUAUCUUCCUACUGAAAAUAAUUUACAGAAAAAGGGUUUCAAUUUAGUCUCACGAUGCAGUCUUUGUAACAAUAACAGAGAGGACGUUGAUCAUUUAUUCGUUAAUUGCUCUUUCUCUCAUGCUUUGUGGAUGGUUAUAUCGUCUAUUUUUGACAGGCAAAUUAAUACAAAUGGGUCUCUUCAUUCUCUGAUUAUGGAUGCUUCUAAUGAAAAAUUCAGCCCUCAAGUGUUUUCUGUUUGGAAUGUGGCAGUGGUUACCACAAUUUGGUCGAUUUGGAAACAUAGAAACAUGAUUAUUUUUGAUGGUCAACUCCCUAAUAUUCAUGGUGUGAUUAGAAAAAUUCUUUGUUGUUUAAAGGAAUGCGACUUUCUUAGUCUUCGACAUUGUAAUAAUUCGAUCAAUGACAUGAUAACUCUUAAACUUCUUCGUAUUAAAAGUGUACCAAGAAAACCUCAAAGAGUUAUUUCAGUGGUUUGGCGUUCGCCUCCGACAGGAUGGAUAAAGGUGAAUACUGAUGGAUCAGCUUUGGGUGCUCCGGGUCCUGCAGGAGGAGGUGGUAUUUUCAGAAAUACUAGAGGCUUCUGUCAAGGAUGUUUUGCUCUACAUUUAGGGUGCUCUUUCGCUUUCAUGGCGGAGAUUGAGGCUGCCAUAUAUGCAGUUCUUAAAGCUUCUGAGAUGGGUUUUCAGUUUGUUUGGCUCGAAUGUGAUUCUAUUUAUGUGGUUAAUUUAUUCAAGAGAAGAGAUAUGCAGAUUCCUUGGAAACUCAGAUUACGAUGGAUUGCUUGUUUAAAGUACAUCAAUAGCAUUCAAUUUGUUGUUUCACAUAUUUUUAGAGAAGGAAAUGCUGUAGCAGAUGAUCUUGCUCGUCACGGGGCGUUGAAUAAUGGUGUAUUCUGGUGGAAUCAGUCUCCGGACUUCUGCAAUGAUUCUUUUUAUCACGACUUCUCGAGGAAGGAGAGGUGGAGAAUUGGCUAG